Heteronotia binoei (common prickly gecko) is the source of this 5048-nucleotide messenger RNA. It is a transcript of the gene ATXN7L1, whose product is annotated as ataxin 7 like 1. The transcript has 11 exons. Lineage: Eukaryota; Metazoa; Chordata; Lepidosauria; Squamata; Gekkonidae. The record is from RefSeq and is a predicted model, not a curated record. Bases 114 to 2450 code for a protein of 778 amino acids.
UAUAUUCACAUGCACAUAUUGUGCGUUGCUUUGGUUUUCUCUGACUUUGUUUCUUUUCUGCAGGUAUAGAGCUAGAAGAGACUGGAAAAGAGGGUGGAAAAAGCAGGGAGGUGAUGAGGCUUAAUAAAGAAGAUAUGCACUUAUUUGGCCAUUAUCCAGCUCAUGAUGAUUUCUAUCUAGUAGUGUGCAAUAUCUGCAAUCAGGUAGUCAAGCCACAGGUUUUCCAGUCACACUGCGAACGACGACACAGUUCAAUGUGUAAACCUUCCUUGUCUCCAGCAUCUCCACCGUGCAAUUCCCGGGCAUCACUAAUACAGAUGAAACCGAAAUUGUGUAUCAGUGGCCAUAGCCCUGUCAGCAACAACUCAAAGCCAUUCAAAACACCCAAAGACAAUCUACUUACCUCCAAUAGCAAACAGCACAUGGUUUUUUCUUCAAAGGUAUCGAGGGAUAAGCCUUGUGUUCCCGUUCCUAUAGUCAGUCUAGAGAAAAUCCCUAACCUAGUGAAGGCAGAUGGUGCGAAUGUUAAAAUGAACUCUACAACCACUACCACCAUCACCACCUCCUCAGCGUCAUCAUCUGCCAUACCUGCUCCAGCCUUGGUUAAAUCUGCUUUGACAUCUAAAUCAGUGCAACCAUCACCAGAAAAGAUUCUGAAUGGCAAAGGAGGCCUAGCUCCGUCAGUAGAUAAGAAGCACCAGAACAGCACUAAAACCAGUAACAAGCCUUACAAGAGACUUUCAGAAAGAGAGUUUGACCCAAAUAAACACUGUGGAGUAUUGGAUCCUGAGACAAAGAAACCCUGCACAAGAUCACUCACCUGCAAGACUCAUUCACUGAACCAUCGGCGAGCAGUUCCGGGCCGCAAGAAGCAGUUUGAUGUCCUUCUAGCGGAACACAAAGCCCGGUCCCGGGAGAAAGAAGUCGCAAAAGAUAAGGAGCAUCCACAGUCUGUAAAGGAAAUGCAUCAGAACCAACCUGUACCAGCACAAGACCCUCUAUCAGGAGCUUUAGUAAACUCUGGGCAAGAACCCAAAGGAGUGUCGCCUGCAAAAUCUAGACUGCCCAAUUCAGUAUUUCCUAGAUCCUCCUUUACAAACAGCAUAAAUUGUACCAGUUCUUCAAACCACAGCGGGUAUGCACAGGAGCUUCCUUUGCCUUCCCUGCCGGGAGAUUUGUCUAGUCGAUUAUCUAGUGAUGAAGGGGAAGUGGACGUAUCUGAAGAAUCUGAAAAAUUAGACUGCCACUAUUCUGGACAUCAUCCGCAGCCUCUUGGGUUUUGUUCAUUUGGAAGUCAUCUGAUGGGAAGAGGAUACUAUGUAUUUGAUAGAAGAUGGGAUCAUUUCCGACUGGCGUUAAAUUCUAUGGUAGAAAAACACUUGAAUUCACAGAUGUGGAAGAAAAUCCCUCCUGCAGUCGAUAGCCCUACUCCCUCUCAGGCAGCGCAUAUCACAACCCCUUUUUCAGCAUCAGUUCUGCAGCCUUUCAGCAAUCCCAGUGCUGUGUAUAUUCCUUCAGCCCCAUUGAGCUCAAGAAUCCCUUCUUCCUACAUAAUGACUUCAGCCAUGGUAUCCAAUGCAGCUUUUGUGACAACUUCUGAUACAAACUCUGUUACAUCACACGCCACUACUUUCCCCCACGUAGCUGCCAGUCUGAGUAUCAUGGACUCUACAUUUAAGACUCCAUCAGCCGUGUCACCGUUGCCAUCAGUCGUACCUUCCUCAUCCCACAAGCCAUCCAAAGCAAAAACCAGCAAAUCCUUAAAAGUCAGAGAUCUGUCAUGCCGUGAUGAUGAGUCUUCAAGUAACAAAAAGAAAAAACUGCCUUCUUCCUCCUCCACAUUAUCCUUGCAGAAUUCAUCAUCGUUGUUUUCAGGGUCCCACAAAAAGAACUGUGUCUUGAACCCUAGUUCAAACUUAAACUCUUUUCAGGCUACAUCAUCUUUUAACAGUAUGUCUGUGCACAGCACAAACAAUGGAACAGCCCCUUUCAGUGCCAAACUGGAGUCCUCAGGACGAACUGUAUUAUCAAGCAGCUCGACAGACUCAGUGAAACAUAUGAGCAUUGUAGUUAGCAGUAUUGACUCCUCUGGUUUGUCGAUACCUUCCCUUGUUCAUCAUUCUGGGGACCAUUCCCUGGCAGCACACAAUGCAGUGUCUUCUGUGCCCCUUUGUUUUGACAAAUCAGAAGGGAAAAAACGUAAAAACUCUAGUUCUAAUAACAAAGCCUGUAAAAUCACUAAAUUGCCUGGUAUGAAUAGUGUUCACAAAAAGAGCACUGCCAACCUUAUUUCCACAGUGCCAGAUACUCCAAACAGUUCCGUCUCUCGGCAGAUUGGGAAAAACAGCAGUGUAGCUUUGUCUCAACCCAGUCCUUCAAGUGCAACAAAUCCAGUGCACAACAAACAAAAGACAUUAAACCGGACGGGUAGGAUAAGGACUCUCCCAUAACGAGGGAAUGCAACCAGCCAGCAAUCUCUAGCUCUUUAGCAACCCUACUUCUGAAUUACUUGUUUAUUGACUGAAUCCUGCAGAUGGUUUUAAUUUACAUAUAUUUGUGGUUUUUACAUUGAUCUUUUAAAAAAAAAAAUGAAAUCUACAUGAAGGUUGUAAAAUUGGUUUAUUUUAGUUUUGUUCACACAUUGGCCUCUGAUCCGUGCAAUCUGAUUUGAUUUGUAUUGAUGCUUUUUAAGCAGAUUGUUGCAUUGUUUGAUUGUUUCUCUAACACUAACAGCAAUGACAUUCCAAACUAAAGCCAUGUGUGGCUAAAAUGUAUUUAACCCCCCACUUUAUUUCAGAUUAACAGUAACUUCUGUAUUUAUUAUUGUCCUAUGGAUAAAAAAAAUUGCCAAGUGCAUUUCUCAGCAGUAUCUAACAGUUGGGGAAGUAUUUUGUACCCACAAAUUUCACUAACUCCUGUGGUGGCUUCAGUGAGCAGCGCCUCCUUUUUAUUAUGGUGUUCCUAAACUUUUCAAUGCCUGGAAAAGUUAAUGCACCUGGCUUCCAUUGGUGGGAUCACCGUGUGAAAAUUUUCACAUGUAGAUGGGGGGCCUUGAGGAAUCCAUGCUACUGUCCUCCCUUAUGAAACAAUUUGGGGGUUUUGCAAAGACAAGGUUUGGGCAUACUGAAUUUGCAUCAGUUGAAUUGCACUGACAAUGUUUUACAAGAAUUACUGAAUAAUUUUUUAAAAAUAAAAAAGAUUUUGUAAUCAGAAAAAUCAGUAAUACUAGGGUAACUGCAAAAUUAUUACAGAGGAGCUAACUUUUAUUUCUACAGUGUUAAAAAGUGCACUUAUAUGCUCGUUUAUUUACAUCUUGUGGGGAAAGAAGAAAGAAUGCAAAAAGGGGAGUGGUUACUUUUUUCUUUUAAAGAAAAGCCUAAGGCAGAUUUUAAACCGUAUAAAAUGUUUAACACUUGUAAACACAAAUAGGCCCUUUGGGGGGGGAGGGAUAGAAGAUAAAGUAAAUGUUAUAGUGUUAAUUUUGUAAUAAUUUAUGUUUUGCUAUAUUUUCAAGCUGACAGGAAUAGUUUCAUGAAUCAUAUGAAACUUAGGAAAGAUAAAGCAAUGUUUUAUAUUUUUGUGUACUUUGAGUUAUGUUUUAAUUGUACUUUUCUUCAGACUGAAAAAUGUGUACGUAUCUGUUAUUUUUGCACAGUUUUUUUCUUUUUUGUCUUCAAUUUUAGGAGCAAAGCCUUGUUUAAUGUGGGGUUUUUAACCUAAUUUAUUUUGUGCUGUAGAACUGCAGGAGUUUUAAAAUCUCAGUAAUACCCUCUAAUUUACUUCCAGAGGGAAAACAGUGGUGGUAAGAUUCAUUGGCUGUUUCUGAGAAUUUAUGGCAGUCUCACUGACUGAAGGAGCAAAUUCAGCUGUAUUAAGAAUUUUUUUUGUAAAAAAUUCUUAACAUGCUUUUUUAUUGUGUAGGAAGCUGGACUUUGGUGACUGUGGAGGGCUUUAUUUGAAUGCUGCUCACAUUUGUAUACUUUCCUUUUAACUAGCUUAGGCCUGACAGCAUUUUGGAAAUUAAAUAUCAAAUGAAACAUCCUAUCCCUUUAGUUCCCUACAUUGGAAAAAAAAACCACUAUAUAAUUUUAUGCAUAUAAAAGUAAAAUGCAUUUUUUAAAAUGGAUAUAAACUGGACUAGCCUGUAAUGAGUUUUAGCGUACCAUUCAUUCAACAGGGUUUUUUCCCCUCCUCUGUUUUUCCCCUGAAGACUUUGUGGUUCAUUUCUAGCAAUAGAGACUCAGAAGCUUCAGUUGUUAGACAUACGCAAUGCAUAGGCCUGUCAGCCAUAUUUAAAAUUUUUAAAAGUGCGCAACUUGUAUGCCUUCUUUUGUAUCAAUGUUAACGAUUGUACAUAAGUGUUGAUCAAUCUUUGUAGAGAAUAGUUUAUACAGCAGAUUCUAUUAUUGCUGAUUCUCAGUGAUCUAUUGUUUAAAACAAGAAGAAAAUAAUUUUUUUCUAUUUACACCUUAUAUUUUGUUACGCUGUUGACCCAUGGCACUUUAACAAAACUCUGUGGGUUUUGCAUAGCUGGUCAGUCAUGGGGAAUAUAAACAGUUGCACAGAAACGAAUUUGCACCUCGUCCGUUGUGCUUUCCUACUACAGAUUUUAGAAUCUUUUUCCAGAAAACUUUUGAAGAAAGCAUGUCCAGUCAUUCUGAAAGAAAAAUGCCAUACACACAGUCAACUUCUUUUCUACAAACCCAUAUUUUGUAACACUUAAGUAUUUUCAUUCUUCUGCACCUUUUAUGUAUUAGCAGUAUCAGAGAGAACCCAUUCCAUGCUUGUGGUAAUUCUAAGUGUUGAAAGUAGGUGUAAAUAGCAAAUUUAAGGCUUGCAAUUUUGAAAAAAGGAACAAAACAAAAAAAGAACAAAUAUGUAUCUGACUGAUACUGCCGGGGUUCAACACCAGGCCUGGAGAUAUUCUCUAGUGAACGAUUGUAUUUUUUGUUCAUUGUUUUUUUUUUUUUCGGGGGGGGGUGCUUUAUUAUUAUUUUUUGUAACAUGGCUUUGUAAAUAAAAUAAUUUAUAUGUUUGUAAAAAAAAAA